AUGAAUUCUAUGAAUGACGAUCAAACUUCAUCAUGUUCAUCUGAUGAUAUUGAUAUUUGUAAUACAAGUCCGAAUUCGUCACAAAAAGUAUCCGAAAUAAGAACAACAAGUACACCAUAUCCAACGUAUAAACCACGUGUUAAUUUUCAUUCAAUUGAAUCAUUAGCUAUCUCAUCCUUAAAUACAUCUUCUUUGACUCCUAGUUCUUCUCCUUUUUCUUUCCAAAGACAUGACGAUACUGGCUAUAAUUCAUUAAAUUCGUCUACAGUAGCACAUGAUAAAGAUAAUAAAGAAAAUAUUUAUUGUUCAACAGUUAGUGAACGAAAACCGCGACGUAAAUUAGCUGAUUGGCAAAUAUGGCAUUUACGUCAAACAUAUUCAAAAAAUCGAUAUCCAUCACCUUAUGAACAAGAACAACUUGCUGUACAACUCCUUUUACCAUUGUCAUCAAUUCGUAUUUGGUUUCAAAAUCAUCGUGCACGAUCUGGAAAAAAAUGA
Rotaria sordida is the source of this 498-nucleotide messenger RNA. NCBI's taxonomy places the organism in Eukaryota, Metazoa, Rotifera, Eurotatoria, Philodinida, Philodinidae. The record is from the annotation of a GenBank genome assembly.